Messenger RNA from Oncorhynchus kisutch (coho salmon), 3037 nucleotides. Its product is annotated as reticulon-2-like. Gene Ontology annotation, biological process: endoplasmic reticulum tubular network formation; brain development; neuron differentiation. NCBI's taxonomy places the organism in Eukaryota, Metazoa, Chordata, Actinopteri, Salmoniformes, Salmonidae. The record is from RefSeq and is a predicted model, not a curated record. Gene Ontology annotation, cellular component: postsynaptic density; neuron projection; endoplasmic reticulum membrane. Bases 261 to 1679 code for a protein of 472 amino acids. The transcript has 10 exons.
GGAGAGGGAGGUAGGGAGGGGCCCGUGAGCGAGAGGGGGAAGCGGACGGUAAAUAGAGGGAGAGCCAGAGACAACAGCAGUGCUGCAUCGGUGGAACAAGAGAGAGAGGGAGGGAGGUGGAAGAGGGAUAAAGCACGAGGGAGCAGAGAGAGAGAGAGAGAGAGAGAGAGAGAGAGAGAGAGAGAGAGAGAGAGAGAGAGAUCCAGAGGAAGAGAGGGGGGCUUCCAGACUGGAUGGGCCCAGCGGUGCCUUGAUGGAGCAUGGGCCAGGUUCUAGGAUUCUCCCGCUGCAAGGAAUAUGGUUCUGUCUCCUCCACACCUGAUUCAACAUCUCCCUGCACUGAAGGUGGGAAUGAGGAGUCUGAGCUGUACGACCUGCAGACGGCCAGGGAGUGGUCUGACGAAGAAGACGGGGGUCCGGAAGAUGAUGACGGUGGAGCUUCAUCCCCCUCCAUUUGGGGGACCCCGAGACAGAACUCCUUCGAGCCCACCUUCUCCUACAUCGCCAUCGCCGAGGCCGAGGCAGGCGGAUCCUCACGACAUCAUCGUGACUCAUCGUCAGGGAGCCGGCGGAGGAGCGGGGCCAGGGGAGGCCGCACCUCCCUGAGCCGCACGGACACCGUGGAAAUGCUCCUCCCCCUGGACUCCCCCGACGUGGAGUGGGACCCCCACGCCUUCCUCGCCCGAGAGGAGGAGGAGGAGAGGGAGCAGGAGGAAAGGGAGAGGGAGGUCCACAGACAGACUGAGACAGUCCAUGCAUCUCUCCUAGAUACUGAGAUUGAACCUCAGGAGAGGGACACAGAGACCCAGAGAGGGGAGACAGAGCCCCUGGAGCCCCGGCACUACAGUCCCUCAGAGAGCCCCCAGGCGGCAUCACCGCCCCCUGAACCUGAGUCCCUCGUAACCAUGGAAACCACCGUCACAACGCUCACGGCCGCGCGACCAAGAGGCGGCCUCACCGAUGACGUGCCAUCUGCUUCCUCCACCUCCAUUGGUCGAAACACUCAGGAAGAGCUGGUCAGCGAACAGUGGUUUUCAGCGUUCAGCCUAUCAGGCCCCGCGUUAUGCAUCCACGUAGCAGUGAUGGAUCUGAUCUACUGGAAGGACACAGAGCGUACAGGCAUGGUAUUCACAGGGCUGGUGGUUGGCCUGCUGUCCUUGUUCCAGCUCAGCAUCAUCACAGUCAUCUCCACCAUCUCCCUGGGCGCCCUGUGCUUCACCGUAUCAGUCAGCCUCUACUAUAAAAUCCUGCAAGUGCUCAACAUGGGAGACGGAGUGCACCCUUUCAAGGCGUAUCUGGACCUGGACAUCAGUUUCAGUGGGGAGCUGGCGGACCAAUACACGCAGAAGACCAUCGUCACAGUCGUCUCUGCUGCUAACUCACUCAAGAAUCUCUUUCUGGUUGGAAACCUCUUUGACUCUCUCAAGCUCCUGGCUCUGAUGUACCUGGUGACUUUCCUGGGAGUCCUGUGUAACGGCCUUACAGUGCUCAUCAUUGCUGUGAUCACUCUCUUCUCUCUACCACUGUUCUACAGGCAGCACCAGGCAAAAGUGGACGGCUUCUUUGCAGGAAUUCAGGCAAAGAUUGACAACGUCAAGGACAUUCUCCACAGAAUUGCCCAAGGUGGUGGUCCCACCCCUGACCCGACCCCUGGCGGUGCGAAGCCCAAAACACAAUGAGGAUUAACGGCGGACAGGAGAGGAGGAUGAGGAGCAGAGAAGAGGAGGAGUUACAGGCUGUCACUCAGAUGUCUUACUCGGCAGUCUGCUCAGAGCUCCAGAAGGCGGAGCUUCUGAGAUUGGGCAGGUUGUGUGGGGAGUCGAAGCAUGGGGUUGGGACACGAUGAUACUGUUAUGGUGGGAUAGGGUAGGUUGCUACUGGGUGAGGAUGAGGGAACGGAAGUGAUAUCUGGACGAGAGUUGUUGCUGUUUCAAAGGGAGAUUUAAGGCAUGGCCUACAUGGGUGAUUGUGACUUGAAUGGUACAGACAGCUGCAGUCCAGUAAAAUAAUAAGACUGAUUGGAACCUCUGAUUCUAGGAGACCUGUGGGUUCCUUAUUGACAGCUGUAUAUCUGAACAGAGGGAAGUAAAAACUUCAGUAUAGAGUCCAGCAGGACUGGAGUUCACCAGGAGCUAGGAUGGGGUCAGAAAUUGGAGUUCACCAAACCGGAGUUCACCAUUAUUCAUAGCAGCCUAACACUUGGAAUCAGGAUGUGUGUGUGGUAGUGUCUGUGUGAGGGAAUGAUGGCACUUUGUGCUCAUGACGAGUGUGUGUGUGUGUGUGUGUGUGUGUGUGUGUGUGUGUACACAGUAUGUGUGAGUUGACAUGCAGCUCGCUGAUCUGAACCUGUUACCUGAGAACUAUUAAAACCACAACAGUUCUUUUCAUUUCAAAUGUUCUGUUUCUUUUUGCCCACGUGAUCAUCCCCACAACAUUUGGUGUUCAUCGACGUUGAGCGUCUUCCCUUCUUGUUUCAACAGACUGUACAACCAGUGAGGUUUCUAAAAAUGGCCUUCAGCUGCAGGAUGCAACAGCACAGUCAGAACCAGGCCUCGAAAUGCAUUUUCUGAAUUCACAGUCGAGAAGACAAUGAUCAAAAAUGUACACCGUAUGACUUUUAAAGAUCCAAAUAUCUGUGAGAAUGGAAUUGGGGGAAAUGCAGUUAAUUAGGAUUUCAUCUGAGAUUGAGGUCAAAUUAAUCUGGGUAAUAAAGUACUGAGUAUUGAUGGUUAAACCAGACAUCUGAUGUUGGAGUAUUGAAACAGUUCUAUUAAUCUCCUUCAUUGCCAGCCAGAAUAUGGUUUGAUAAUGACAGGACAAUUGUUAUGGAAACAGAGGCACGCACAUGUCCUUCUGGAAAUGCAUCGAAAGUGUUCAUACAAAGGAGUUGAAAAAAUAAAAGGGCUAGAUGGACAAUUUGAAGAUCUAUGGAGGGGGGUACUGUUACCCAAACGUUGAACCCCAAUCACCCACACAGAGGGUACCCUCGAGCCUAAUCUCUCGUGGACAGAUGCACGCAAACGUAGGACGGUAUGGU